Messenger RNA from Phytophthora sojae, 2067 nucleotides. RefSeq lists its product as hypothetical. Gene Ontology annotation, molecular function: S-adenosylmethionine-dependent methyltransferase activity; tRNA binding. The coding region runs from base 1 to 2067 and encodes 688 amino acids. Gene Ontology annotation, cellular component: nucleus; cytoplasm. The record is from RefSeq and is a predicted model, not a curated record. Gene Ontology annotation, biological process: tRNA wobble uridine modification. The transcript is spliced from 3 exons. NCBI's taxonomy places the organism in Eukaryota, Oomycota, Peronosporomycetes, Peronosporales, Peronosporaceae.
AUGGGAGACACGGCCGACACCUCGGAGGACGCUGCGCAGCUCCAGCUGGCCGACUUCGUGGUCGAUGAGCAGCCCAGCAGCUUCCUGAAGCUCACGAUGAGCCGUCGCAUCAAGGACAAGGCCAUCGCGGAGCCCAAGCUCAUCCCGUUCCUGCUGCAGCUGCUGGAGACCGAUUCGCCCUCAAGCGCUUCAGACGAUACUUCCAUCGUGGAGCGCGUGCUCUACGGCACGGGAUCUCGUCGCGUAGUGUUGCUGGAGCUUUCCAGUGUCGAUGCAGCUCAGAAGCUGCGCGAGUUGCUGCACGAGAAGCCCUGCGAGCUGCUGGGACGUCGGCCCAUGUACGCGGAAUUCGCCAUGCCCCGGAAGGAGCAGGAGGCGCGCGACCGCCUGCUGAGGGUGCACAACCUGCAACGCAACGCUGAUCCCCCGGGGCUGAGAGUCCCCGGACUCAGAUUUGAGGCCGAGUUCAUCACCAAGGAGCAGGAGGCGGCCUGCGUUGCGUUCUUCGAGCGGGAGAACGGAGCCCACUGGGCCAACACCAUCCGAGCGCGACAGGUGCAGCACUUUGGCUACGAGUUCAACUACGACACACGGCGGUGCGACCCCGAUCAGCCCAUGAAAGAACCCAUUCCGGAGGUGCUGCAGCCCAUUAUUGAGAAGAUCGCGCGGUGCGGGAUCAUGGAUGGCGACGAACCCGACCAAAUUACGGUGAACGAGUACCUCCCCGGACAAGGAAUUGCCUUCCACUUGGACACCCACUCGGCGUUCACGACCACCAUCGCGUCGCUGAGUAUCUGCAGUGAAGUGGUCAUGGACUUCCGACACCCGGACGGGGUGCGGAACGAAGGCGUGCUGCUGCCGGCGCGGUCGCUGGCGGUCAUGAGCGGAGCCAGUCGCUACAUGUGGGAGCACGCCAUCGUGCCGCGUACAUUUGACGUAAUCGAUGGCAAGCAGGUGAAUCGUCAACGGAGAGUGAGCAUCACGUUCCGCAAGAUCCGAUCGGGGCUGUGUGAGUGCCCGUUCCCCAAGUACUGCGAUACCCCGGGUCGGGAUGGCCAGGAGGCUGCGGGGGAUGAUGAACAGGGAUCUGUCGCUGAAGAGACGACGAGCUUGGCGCCUACAGCGUUGGAGCAGCAGUAUGUGCACGAGUUCUACGAGACUGUAGCGGCGCACUUCAGCAGCACCCGCCACAGUCCGUGGCCGCGAGUUGCUCAAUUUGUGUCGUCGCUGCCUAGCGGGUCUAUGAUCGCUGAUCUCGGAUGCGGCAACGGCAAGUACAUGAACUCGCGCCUCGUUAAAAUCUGUCGCGAUCGCGGCCUUGAGGCGAUGGUGUGCGACGCGCUGGCCGUUCCGCUGCGCUCGAACUCGUGCGAUGCAGCGCUGUCGAUCGCUGUGCUCCACCAUCUCAGUACACUCGGCCACCAACUGGCUGCAGUGAAGGAGCUCCUUCGUGUUUUACGUGUUGGAGGCCGUGGAAUCAUUUACGCUUGGGCGCAUGAGCAAAUGAAGGGCUCUCGUCGGCGCUUUGAGGAGGGCCGACAGGACUUUAUGGUGCCGUGGAACCUGGACAAGCGUUUCGCCUUUUCCACUGAAGAAUCCUCGACUGAGACUGACGCUGCAGAAACUAGUCAAGAAGAUGAGCAAGCUGAAGAAUCCCCGAAGGACUCGAGUGAGGAAGGGGACGAUGCUAACGCUGGUGAUAGAUCGAGCUCUAAGGUGCAAGCGCGCGUGGUGAUGCAAAGGUAUUGCCACAUGUUCAAGCAAGGCGAGCUCGAGAGUCUGGUGGCACUUGCAGGCAACGCCGAGGUGGAGGAAAGCUACUAUGACGAGUCGAACUGGGCUGACGAUGGAUGCGCAUCGUAUACACCCGGUCCGAUGGUGUGUGCACUGGCGUGGCCUGCUGCGAUCAUGGACGUCAGCAAGUCUCGACUGGCCACGAGACCGAAGGAGGUGGUUGGUUUGUGUCUAAUAGACGGCAAUGGGGAUUGCUGGAAGCAGUCGGGUCGAGUGCAAGCGCCCUCAUCAUUCUUGGCACUGUCACCGUUGCUGGUUGAUUUUCGUCGAUGA